Messenger RNA from Paramuricea clavata, 378 nucleotides. The record is from the annotation of a GenBank genome assembly. Lineage: Eukaryota; Metazoa; Cnidaria; Anthozoa; Malacalcyonacea; Plexauridae.
AUGGAGCAAUUAUUCAGGAACCGAAAGUUGAAUGUUAGUGUGAGAACCGUUAAGAGUGGUGAGGAGGUACUGUUCUACGCAAAGGAUGUGGCAGAAGUACUGAGAUACGCAAAUCCAAGAAAAGCGAUCAGAACCCAUGUAUGGAGCAAGAAUAAAACAACAUUGGAUGAAUUCAAAAGGAGGACCGAAUCGGUCCUUCUUUGCGGGAACCAGCCUGGUACGGCUUUAUUAUAUGAACAGGGUUUGUACCAACUAAUAUUCAGCUCCAAGCUCCCGAUAGCAGAGGCAUUUCAGGACUGGGUGGUUACGGAUGUCCUUCCAUCUAUCCGUAAAACAGGCUCAUACAAAUUACCAGAAUCUGAGUCACUCUAUGGUUAA